CACAGAAUCCGAAGCAGGCUCCAGACCCUGAGCUGUCAGCACGGAGCCCGACACGGGGCUCAAACCCACGAACCACAAGAUCAUGAUCUGAGCCAAAGUUGGAUGCUUAACCCACUGAGUCACCCAAGCACCCCUUGACCUACAGACUUGCUUCUGAAUAGACCAUAGCACAAGUGAUGAGAUGCCUAUUCUGAGAUUAGGCUAUAAAUGACUGUGACUUCUCUAUUGCUUGCUCCAUUUUUCUCUGAUGAAGCAAACUGUAAAUCAUGAACUGUCCUAUGGACAGGCCCAUGUGACAAAGAGGUGAAGGCAGCCUCUAGCCAACAGCAAUGAAGGAAUUGACUCCUCCAAGAAUCAUGUUAGUGAGCUUGGAAGUAGGCCCUUCCCUAAUCUAGCUUUCAGGUGAGAUUGCAGCCCCUGUUGGCAUCUUGGUUACGUUUUAAGAGAGACCCUAAACAAAGGAUCCAACUAAGCUAUGCCUGAAUUUCUGCCCAGAGGCACUGUGAUAAAAUACAUGUAUGAUGUUUAAGACACUAGCAGUAAUAGAUAACUAAUAUAAAUCUAUAUACAGAAAAGCACACAUAAGUGCAUGGCUUGAUGAACUUUUAUAAACUGAACAUUCCUGUGAAACAAGUAGGUAGAUGAAGAAACAGAAACUUAUCAGAAUCCUAGAAAACCCUACUCAUAUUAGCUUGUAGUAGUCAUUAGCUGAACUGUCCUGUUCCCCUUCCCUGGUCAAAAAUAACCUCUAUCCUGACUUCUGAGAGCAUACAUUUGCUUUGCUUGUUUUGGUACCUUAUGUGAAUGGAGUCAUACAAUAUGUAAAAUAUCUUUUUUUGAGCAGAUUCUCAGAUCCCUUGAUACAUUUAGAACCACUGAGAUGCAUGGAAAGAGAGCCAAUGAUUGACAUGUUUGUCACUAGUUAUCAAUCACUGUCUUGAUCUGAGAGUAGGUGAUUUGAUUUUAGAAGAGAAAUAUUGGUUACUGGACAGAAAUCAUUCUAGAAAAGGAGGAGCAAUUCAUUCAGUGACCAUGGUUUUGCAGCCAUGUUCAGUGAGUUAGUUCCUUUUGUGGUGGGUCUCUGCUCCCCAUGCUAUUUUUUGUCUAUAAUUUGAUUUCCUGAGAAACCAAGCCCGGAAAAAAAUAACCACAAUUAGCCAUAUUUAAAACUCUCCAUGAACCAACACCCCAGUGUUUGGGGUUUUAUUUAGUCUUUCACAAGGUUGGUUAGUGGGAGUCAGAGCCCCUAGAAUAUGAUUAACACCAGAUGUAAUAAGACUGAAUAUCUAAGGGCACCUGGCUGGCUCAGUUGGAAGAGCAUCCAACUCUUAAUCUUGGGGUUGUAAAUUUGAGUCCCACAUUGUGUACAGAGAUUACUAAAGAAAAUAAAUAAUGCUUUUAAAAAAAGACUGAAUUUCUAGAUCUAGUUGCUAAUAAUAAUGGCAGUGUGCUUACUAUGAUUUAGGUUCUAUGUUAAACACUUUACAUAUAUCACUUAAAAACAAGCACACCCUUAUGUAGUUAUUAUUUAGAUAUUUUGUAAAUGAGGAAACAGAGAUUAAUCAACUAGCCUAAGAUCAUGCCCAGAUCAUAUAGCUAGUCAGAGGCCAACUGGGGAGUCACAUACAGUUUCAUUCACUUCCACUUUGAGUUUUUAGCUACUGAACUGUAGUACCCCACAGAGCUCAAGAUCAAAGUCUUCUUGUGACAGUGAAGAUCCACUUGAGUAGUCAGCUAUGUUCCUUAUCCCUGCCAUUUAUCUGUCCAUCCAUUCAGUGAUCUGUUUAAUCACCAUUUAUCUACCUGCUAUGGUCUGAAUGUUUGUGUCCCUCCAAAAUUCAUAUGUUGAAAUCCUAAACCCUCAUGUUGAUGGUAUUAACAGAUGGGGGUCUUUGGAAGGUGAUUAGGUCAUGAGGGUGGGACCCUCAUGAAUGAGAGAAGUAAAAGAGGCCCAAGAGAGCUCCCUUGUCCCUUCCUACCAUGCGAGUAUAUCAGAAGUCUGCAACCUGGAAGAGGGCUAUCACCCAAACCAUGGUGGCACCCUGAGCUUGUACUUCCAGUCUCCAGAACUGUAGGAAAUACAUUUCUGUUGUUUGUAAGCUACCCAGUCUGUGGCAUUUUGUUCUAGAAGACUGAAUGGAUUAAGACAUCAUCCAACCUUUCAACCAUCCAUCCAACCCUCAUCCAUUCAUCUAACCAUCCAUCUAAUCUCAGAUACCAUGUGGCUAUCCAUUCCAUAAACACCAAGGGCUUCUUCUAUGCUGAUUCUAUGCCAGGAAGAGGCUGAAUGCAGGGUUGACUAGGAUACAACAGCUUAGGUUCCCAAUAGACUUGAAACUCCCUGAGGGUAGAAUCUCUUGUUUUUAUAUCUUCAGUACAUAAAAUAUGAUUUGGCUCUGUAUUCCUUUCCAAUCUUAUUUCACCAAGCUAUGUUCUUGCUCAUUCCUCUUCAACAACACUGGUCUCUUUCUGUUUCUGGAAUGAAUUAAGCCCCCUUUGGCCUAAGGACUUCAGCAAUUGCUGAAGUCAUACAACAGUCAAUAACUGGCUCUGUCUUAUCCUUUGCAUUUUAGUUAAAAUGUCUUAUCACCAGAGGGACUUUUUCUGACCACCUUAUCUAAAGAAGACACUCUCUGCCCCCUGCUAGAAAUGAUUGCUUAUCACUCAUCCUGUUUUUUUUAUGGCAUUUCUCACAAUCUGUAAUCAUCUUGUUUACUCAUUGCUUAUUUUCUAACUCCCUAAUUAGAAAAAUAAGCCCCAGGAGGCCAGGCAUUAAGUUUCUUAUGUUCUUUCUACAUGCCUUCGGCCUGGUAAGCCCAGUAACUGGCACAUAGUAGGUCUUCAAUAUUUAUUUGUUGAAUAAAUGGAUGAAAGAUCUUCCCAGUAUUAACAAGCUUGAGGAGUACUACAAAACAAACCUGAAAGAUAGAGGAGGAACAGAGAGGGCCUUGACAGACAAGCAGAAGGGGUUACGCUUGAUGUGAACAUAGAGACCCAGUAGAGGCUCUUGGGUUGCAGGAUGAAAACGGUGAUUUAGAGGGAGGACUUGGUAUGCGGCAGUCUGCCAUAAAUGCUUAAUUUAAGCGAUUCACUGCAGCAUCUUGCGAUGAAUUACUGUAAGAGUUAAUCAGGUCCUAGGACCUGAGCUGCAUUUUUUUUCUUCUGAGAGGUUAUACAGUGUGGGAACUCAGCAUGGAUCUAGGAGUUUUAUAGAAUUAUAUGUAAUACUUAAUUGACUAUAGUGAAUUAUAGACCAAGUGGUCAUGGUGAAAACCCUGUAAGGUGGGAUCCAUGUCUGUUUACUGCAGGCAUCUGGCCUGCAGGAGAUAAAUUAUUUGUUCAAUGAAUGAGUGAGUGGAAUAGUCGUGCACCUUGGCAGAGGUGUGUUAGAUUGGACCUGCUGUUAGGCGUGUGACCUCUGAGAUCUUUAACCUGGCUAAGGGUCAGUUUUCUCAUCUGGAAAAGAGGGAGAGGAUUUAAUUCACAGGAUUUUAAAUGAGAGCUUAUGGGAAAAAUCUCUGACACAGACUGGACAGUCAGUAAUUUCAUUUCCUUCUGCUACUUUGGAGAUGCUAAACCUGCCCUGACUAGGAUUUCCUAUUGGCUUUUCCCAAGAGCCCCGUGACUUGAAAUAGAACAUAUGGUGAUAUUUAGUUUUUUCCAUUUUUGGUCCUUUUCAAUGUAAAAUUGGAAUUUUGUCCCUGAAAUUUACUAGCUGAGUGACCUCUUUGUGCUUCAAUUUAUCUCUAAAAUGGGUGUAAUAGUACCUACUUCAUAGAAGUAGCAUAAGGCUUAAAUGAGAUGCUAUAUUAAGGGUUUGUACUAGGGCCUGGUACACAGGUGCUCAAUAAUUGUUAGCUAUGAUUAUUUAGAAUUUCAUUUUUUUACUCCCCUUAAUACUGUCAACUUUUCUUUCCUCCCUCUGUUGGCAAUCGCAGUGCCUACAACCUCUUCUGGAGAAUAGGCUGAUUCUGAGGUGCAAUCUGAAAUAAAUGGCUUCAGUAGAUUCUUCUAGACAUAACAAAUGAAGAGACUUAAAACAGGAAGAGCGUUAAGGUGGGAGCAUUAGGACACUGAAAAGAGUUUUUGAGCCUGUGGCAGAGAGACCAGGAAAGAAAAAGGUUUAAGCAAGGAACCAGGUGCGUCCACUUUCCAGUGAAUUUGGAGACAGCAAACAAUGUUCACAUGUAAGCCCCUAAAUGCCUCAGGACUGCUCUUUGGAACAUUCAUCAGCUGAACACAGUGUGCAUGGUGUCCCUCCUCUUUUCAUUAGCAUUUUCCUACUUUGAAAUAAGUAGGUGCAUUGUUCCUAGAAAGUGGAGAGAAGUCAAGGAAAACACUCCUGUGUGUGGGCUGGAGUGUCUGUGACGGGGUUAUGGAGAAUGUCUUGACAUCAUUCUAUCUCCAACACCUAGCACGGUUCCUACCCUAGUAGGAGCUCAAAACAUGUUUGAAGAAUUAUUUUCAAACUUUAGAUGGCCUUCCAAAGAAGCUUGUCGUGCGUACACGCGGCCGCAAGCAGGUCCGCGCCUAGAAAUAACAUUUAUUCUAAGGGCCUCCGCGCAGGGAUUCUUGGGAAGCUGUUCCCCUCGCAUACUCCCCUUACUCCUCCCCUCGGUCGCCUUUGAAAGAACUAGCACGCUACGUGAUUCUCUCCUUUAUCCCACCUCUGAAAGCCUGACUGAUAAUGGGCAAGAGCGUAGACCAACCAUAAAACUUUAGUUCCUCUUCCAGCCAAUAGAAAGAGGCGACAAGUAUGUGGCUCAGCUUUUGUGACUUCCCUCGUCCCCUCACUCCUCCUCUAAGAUUCAACAUUUGACAACUCAUCCCGCCAAUGAGAAGUUCCUACUCUGCAUGGAGGGGAGGGACUGACUGGGUGAUAGACGCCUGCACCUGGCCAAUGGAGUAUCACAAGUGCGGGAGGGGUAUAGGGCGCAACCAAUGGCGCGGUGCCAAUAACGAGCAGCAGAAAAGGGCGGGACGAAACUGUUCAAGGGAGGGAGGGGAAGGCCCAGGGAACCAAGCAGCGCUGCUGCCGCCGCUGCAGCCCGAGCUGGAGGAGGGAGAAGCCAGGAAGAAAAUGGCGGCCGUGGCUGCAGAGGCGGCAGCGACUGCAGCGUCCCCCGGGGAGGGGGGCGCCGGCGAGGCCGAGCCGGAGAUGGAGCCCAUCCCCGGCAGCGAGGCUGGCACUGACCCCCUCCCGGUCACGGCGACUGAAGCAUCUGUGCCGGACGGCGAGGCCGACGGGCAGCAGUCUUCUCCCCAGGCCGACGAGCCGCCGCUCCCGCCGCCACCGCCGCCGCCGGGGGAGCUCUCCCGCAGCCCGGAGGCGGCGGGGCCAGAGCUGGAAGCUGAGGAGAAGCUGCCCGCUCGGGUGGCGGAGCCGGCGGCAGCCGCGCCUCAGGGAGGGCCCGAGCUUCCACCUUCCCCUGCACCGCAGCCCGAGCAGCCCCCCGCUCCCGAGGAGCGCCAGGAACCGCCGCUGCCCCAGCCCGCAGCCCCGGCGCUCGUGCCGCCGGCGGGCGGGGACUCCGCGGUGUCGCAGCUGAUUCCCGGCUCGGAGGUGCGGGUCACGCUGGACCACAUCAUCGAGGACGCGCUCGUCGUGUCGUUCCGUCUAGGGGAGAAGCUCUUCUCCGGUGUCCUCAUGGAUCUGUCCAAAAGGUUUGGGCCCCAUGGGAUCCCUGUGACAGUAUUUCCCAAAAGGGAAUAUAAGGACAAACCUGAAGCCAUGCAGCUCCAAAGUAAUACAUUCCAAGAAGGGGCGGAAGUCCAGCGUGAAGUGAGCGGUGCUGUUCCUGAUGACUCUUCUCCAGUCUCGCCUCCCGAGCCGAGCCUGGCUGAAAGCCUGUGGACUUGCAAACCACCACCUCUCUUCCAUGAAGGAGCACCUUAUCCUCCCCCUUUGUUUAUCAGGGACACAUAUAACCAGUCAAUACCUCAGCCACCUCCUCGGAAAAUCAAGCGACCCAAACGAAAAAUGUACAGGGAAGAGCCUACUUCAAUAAUGAAUGCUAUUAAACUACGACCCAGGCAAGUCCUGUGUGACAAAUGUAAAAACAGUGUUGUUGCUGAAAAAAAGGAAAUUAGAAAAGGUAGCAGUGCAAGUGACUCUUCUAAAUAUGAAGACAAGAAACGGAAAAACGAAAGUGUAACUACUGUGAACAAAAAACUGAAAACUGACCAUAAAGUGGAUGGGAAAAACCAAAAUGAAAGCCAGAGAAGAAAUACUGUGGUUAAGGUUUCCAGUAUUGCUCACAGCAGAGGCAGAGUAGUCAAAGUUUCUGCUCAGGCAAAUACAUCAAAAGCUCAGUUAAGUACUAAAAAAGUGCUCCAGAGUAAGAACAUGGAUCAUGCAAAAGCUCGGGAAGUGUUGAAAAUUGCCAAAGAAAAGGCACAGAAGAAGCAGAGCGAAACCUCUACAUCCAAAAAUGCACACUCAAAAGUCCAUUUCACACGUCGAUAUCAGAGUCCUAGCUCAGGUUCCCUUCCACCCCGGGUUCGUUUAAAACCACAGAGGUACAGGAACGAAGAGAAUGACUCUUCUUUGAAGACAGGACUUGAGAAAAUGCGGAGUGGCAAGAUGGCACCCAAGCCCCAGUCUCGCUGCACCUCCACCCGCUCAGCAGGUGAGGCCCCUUCAGAAAAUCAGAGUCCCUCAAAAGGCCCCGAAGAGGCCAGCAGUGAGGUUCAGGACACCAAUGACGUGCUUGUGCCUGGUGAGCGGGAUGAACCACAGACACUGGGCAAAAAGGGCAGCAAAAGCAGUAUCUCUGUUUACAUGACCCUAAAUCAAAAGAAACCUGACUCUUCCAGUGCUUCCGUGUGUAGCAUUGAUAGCACAGAUGAUUUGAAAUCCUCCAACUCUGAGUGUAGUUCUUCUGAAAGCUUUGAUUUUCCUCCAGGCAGUAUGCAUGCACCUUCCACCUCCUCCACUUCCUCCUCUUCAAAGGAAGAGAAAAAGCUCAGUAAUUCCUUGAAAAUGAAAGUCUUUUCCAAAAACGUCUCUAAAUGCGUCACACCAGAUGGCAGGACCAUAUGUGUAGGGGACAUUGUUUGGGCCAAGAUCUAUGGCUUUCCUUGGUGGCCAGCCCGUAUUCUUACUAUAACUGUGAGCCGGAAAGAUAGCGGCCUUUUAGUCCGACAGGAGGCCCGUAUUUCAUGGUUUGGGUCUCCAACAACCUCUUUUCUUGCUCUUUCGCAACUCUCCCCCUUUUUAGAAAACUUCCAGUCACGCUUUAAUAAGAAGAGAAAGGGCCUGUAUCGCAAGGCUAUCACAGAGGCGGCUAAGGCUGCCAAGCAGCUGACCCCUGAAGUGCGGGCUCUGUUGACACAGUUUGAAACGUGAACAUGGACAGUAAGGUAGGCAAGAACCAUCGGAAGGCGCCACAGAUUUUCUAGUCUAGUUAGGAGUAACUUCUACAAAAUAGCUUGGCCAAAUCGGAGAGAGAAAUUGUACUCAGUUGGCUGCUUUUUUAUACUUACCUUAUAGCCAUUUUUAGACUGAGAAGCUAAAAUUGAACAAGCAAUCAAUUUGUCUUAAGGAAGUGAGAUUUCAGCAGUAUUUUUCAGUUUUGAAGUCAAACCAUCCCAAGGCAUAGGAGCCAUAGCCUCAACUGAAAAUGAAUUUUUGCAGGGACUGUUAAUUGCCAUUUGUACCUUGUACUGUAUGUGUGUAUAUUUAUAUAUAUACACACACAUACAUAUAUGUGUGUAUAUGCAUACAUACAUAUAUACAUACAUACACACAUACACAUAUAUAUGUAUGUGUGUAUAUAUAUAUAUAAGAUAGAGCCUGUCACUAUGUGACACAGGUUGCAUAUUUGGGAUUGCAGUAAGGGCUGGUGAGCUGGGGGCGGGGGGUGGUAAUAGUGUGGAUAUUUAAUGACGUCUUGUUUUUAAUUAAUGAACACUUAGCCUUUCUAUGUGCAUAAUGGGCGCAAGAGUUUGAUACUUAGGUGUUUGACAGACUGAGAUGCUUGCUAUUCAGUUGCAGACUGGGGAAAGAGCCCGGUAUUUGGGGUUAAGACUUUCAAGGCUGACUAGGUUUUUGAAUCAUCACUCUCUUUUGUCCAAUGGGGAUUUAACAAAAACUUUCAAAUUUCUGGUUUGGGAGUUUAGGUAGGUUUGUCUUUGGAUGUGUAAAUAGUUGAUUGCUAAAUUUGGUCAGAUUUCUCCUGACUGGCUGUUCCUAAAUUCUUAGGAUACGUCCUGGUAAAUUACACUUUGUGAAUUAAUUGUCAUAUGUGUAAUUGUUGCAUUUUGGAUGUACCUAAUUUGAUAAUUUUUAAAAGAUAUUUCCGUUUAAGGUAUCUGUUUGCAGGUCAGAAAAUGAGAAAAUGUAAUUGUGUAAUGCUCUGAAAUGUAAAAAAAAAAAAAAAAAGCUGUAAAUAAAAUCGACUAAAUCCAAAUUAUUUGUGUGUGUUUCUCAAAAAGCUUUGAAAAAUUUCAAGAUGGUAGAAAAUUAUUUGUUAGUGUGUAGAGGAGAUGAAAAAAAUCAAACUUUUAUUUUCGUAUUUGUCCUAUCAGAGAAAAUAUCUGAGUAUAGAUGAAAUUCAAGUAAGUGAUCCUCAUAAUCUUAAAAUGAAGUUUUAUAGCAUAUAGGUCUGAUGUGCUUCUAGAUUUGAGACACUCUUCCCGCCAAUUUCUCAUAAACGUGUGGGUUUAAUUUUCCUCAUUUUUAGCCUUAAUAUUUCAUCACAUGGUUCUUGUAAUUACAACCAGUCUCUCUUCCACCUGGUCUUCUGCCUCAGGUAUCCUUGCUUUUGGGGCUAGUAAUUUAGAUCACUGUUUUUCUACAUGGUCCAUGUAGAUUUAACUUUCCAUUUUUAGCUUUUCAUUGUUAGUGAAAAAUAGAUCUGAUUGCCUGUGGAGGCAAGUUUAUCCCAAGACUUUUCAAGUUGCUUUCAUUUUUUUGUGUGUGUCUAACUUACCUUUAAAUUUGAUGCAAUAUCAAUUUGACAUGGAAAAUUGAAAAUUUUAAGUAGAGCAACUUUUUGUGUAAUUCUAAGUAAUCCAAUUUGAAAUCUCUUAGUUACCUAUGGAAUUAAUGGAGAUUAAAAUCCAUAAUCUGUCAGCUUCCUUAAGGUUAUGGACUUCUAUGAUUUAUGCACUGAUUUCUGCAAAAGCAAGUAGAAUUUCUUCUGGGGAACUCAGUCAAUGCUUUUUGAUUAUAAUAAACACACAAUUGAAAAAAACAAUGUUGCACUUGAAUAGAACAUAUUCUUUCCUGCAAACAGAAACAACUAUACUAUUUUUAAAAUUCUUUGAUUAUAACAGGUUGAAAGACGUUCAUAGCGUGAUUGAGGGGUUUUAAGGAAUUAAAAUAUUUUUUUGGGUAUUUGUUUCAGAUUAAUGAACUUGUUCAUUCAGAUAUUUUUGAAAGUUUGAAAUCUAAGGUUCAGAAAGAUUUAAACAGGGCAAAGCAAAAAGUCCCUUAAAAUAUGUAAUUUCAAGGCUUCAUGUAAUGAUCCAGGUGAGUUUUAUCUUAACGCAGUGGGUUUGACUAUGGAUAUUGCUAAUAAAUAGUCAGAAGCUUUGGCAUAUGUGCUCUGGUUGCAUAAACCGAAUUUGAUUUAUUUCAGAAGCCAUGGAGAAAAAGAGUAACAAAGUCCUGGUUGUUGCGUAAAAUAACAUCGAAUUUUAUGUAGUCCGUACCACUGAGGGAAAUGUUGAAAUAUAAUCAAAUAUAAUCAGUAAUGUGCAUGAUCUCUAAUUAUCUUGCCAAAUACUCCCUCUGUUUUAACUGUGGCACAUUUCAUUUGAAGUUUCCAUAGGGGAAGAAGCUUUAAAGAACUGCUUAAUCUUAAAAUCUGUAUAUUCUAAACACUAACCCAACAGCUGCAUAGUAGUGUUUCAUUCAAAUGGAGAUUGAAAAAAAUUUUGAGUAUAGUUGACACACAGUGUUACAUUAGUUUCAGGUGUACAGCAUAGUGAUUCAUUUUCUCUGUACGUUAUACCAAAUAGAAAUUUCUUAAACAGCUUAAUGUAUCCAGUAGAGAUGGAGAUAGAGGUGAAUUGGAUCAUUGUAGCCAUUUUCCUUUUACAUUUUUCUUUAAAGUGGUCAAGAAGGAGGCAUGUACUCUUUGUAUGGAGAUAACCAAAAGUGUUUUUUUCCCCUGGCAGAGAGAAAACUAGGCUUAGGCCAAAUCACAUCUCCAGUGGUCUAAAAAAAAGUGGCUUAGAAUAAAGGAUUAACAAGGGGAGAAACCAAGUAAAAAUAAGAGGUGUAACAGCAAAAGAUAUCUUUAUUUCUAGAAUUGGUCAGAAAUUUAAAGCAUCAGAGUAUUUUUCUCUAGUUUCCCAGAACAGCCAAGUGUUAAUCUAAAAGGGGUAUCUUUUCGACUCAUUUAUAGAUGUGGAACCAGAGAUCAGCAAAAUAGGGAAAGUAGAAUUCAUUAGUCUGGAGCCCACUCAUAUGACCGGAUGGACAUGUAUGUCCUAUGUGCUUUUGAAGGGAAAAAUCUAUGAAUAGUAACUUUAAGUUCAUACUAAGUAGAAUAGACAAGAAUAUAGAUAUGAAGACAGACUGAAGGCAAAGAAAAUGAAAGUGCUACCAAAAUCAACUAAAUGUGUAUCUUCAUUAGUGGGUUUGAAUUUCUGACUUAACAAAAAUAUUGACUUGCACCCCUAUUUUGAACAGGUCAUACUUAACGUUGGUUAUGUUGAAGGAAAGAUACACAUUUGCAUUCCUUUACCUACAUAUACAAGUUCUUUAUAUAGAAUAACUGAAUUGGGAAUUAGAAAACAGGCCUACCUCAGAUACUGGGUUCGGUUCAGACCACCCAAUAAAGUGAGUCAUUAAUUUUUUGGUUUCUUAGUGCAUAUAUACAAGUUAUUUCUAUUCUGUUACAGUCUGUUAAGUGUGCAAUAGCAUUGUGUCUAAAUAAUGUAUAUCUUAAUUUAAAAAAUAGCUUUAUUGCCAAAAAUUGCUAACCAUCUGAGCUUUCAGUGGGUCUUUUUCCUGGUGUGGAGGGUCUGGGUUCAAUGUGGAUAGCUGCUGACCGAUCAGGGUGGUGGUUGCUGAAGGUUGGGGUGGCUGUGGCAAUUUUCUUAAAAUAAGAAAAUAGUGAAGUUUGCCACAUCGAUUGACUCUGCUUUUCAUGAACGAUUUAUCUCUUUGUGGCAUGUGAUGUUGUUAGAUGGCAUUUUACCCACAGAAGAACUUUCGAAACUGGAGUCAGUCCUCUCAAAGUCCGUUUAUCAGCUACGUUGAUGUCAUAGUCUAAAUCUUUUGUUGUCGUGUCCACACUCUUCACAGCGUCUCCACCAGGAGUAGAUUCCAUCUCAAGAAACACUUUCUUUGCUCAUCCAUAAGAAGCACCUCCUCAUCUGUU
Molecule: messenger RNA, 11336 nt
Organism: Panthera uncia (snow leopard)
Lineage: Eukaryota; Metazoa; Chordata; Mammalia; Carnivora; Felidae
Gene: PWWP2A
Product: PWWP domain containing 2A
Exons: 2
Coding region: 4835-7348 (837 amino acids)
Cellular component (GO): nucleus
Molecular function (GO): chromatin binding; histone binding
Source: RefSeq, a predicted model, not a curated record